Molecule: messenger RNA, 799 nt
Organism: Odocoileus virginianus texanus
Lineage: Eukaryota; Metazoa; Chordata; Mammalia; Artiodactyla; Cervidae
Source: RefSeq, a predicted model, not a curated record
AAGCAGUCCCGGAUCAUUUGGAAUGGCUUCCGGGCCCCUCGCUGUCGCUCGCAGCCACACCACUUCCAGCACUGGUCUGUGCCACUGCCGCGUCUUUGGCACAUGGGUCUACAUGGUCAGUGACUCGUCCGUCCUGUCUGCUGAUCCCCAGGUCUGUGCUCUGGUGUGUCUCGCUUCGCCGGGCCAACCUUGGCCCUGCUCCGUUGCCCUUUGCCAUCUUCUGUCCACCGACGUUGUCACGUGCUGGACCAGGAGGAGCACACGUGCCCCCAGCAUUCUCGCGCUGAAGUGCGUUCGCCUGAGCGCGCAGUCCCCGGCUGGCUGCCGUGCCUGUACCGCCCGCCCCCUUGGGGGGCGGGGGUGGAAGCGAGGGUGCCACUGCUGUCCCAGAUGUGCCCGGCUGGUGUCCUUGGCCCCACGUCCGAGCCCGCCAGGCCCUCUACGAGGGUCUCCCCAUCAGAACUUCGGGGCAGAACCGCUGAGUCCCUCCUGGACGGAGCAUGGGGGAUCGUUCCGCCUCGCCGCGGGUGGAGUGGGUCGGCCGGCCCGGGGUGAUCGCCGUCCCCCUUCCUCACCUCGUGGGGUUUCACUGCCACCGCCCUUCACCCCACGCCCAGCACGCCAGGCACCCUGUGCUCACUUGGGAUUCCCAGGUGGUGAAGUAGUGAAGAAUCAGCCUGCUAAAGCAGGCAGUUGCAAAAGAUGAGAUCUUCUCAACUUACAGAUUGGUCCCGGGUCUCCUGCAUUGUUGGCAGACGCUGUACUGUCUGAACUACAGGGAAGCCAGGGAAGUGUUUGG